Messenger RNA from Fulvia fulva, 852 nucleotides. RefSeq lists its product as uncharacterized. The coding region runs from base 1 to 852 and encodes 283 amino acids. The transcript has 2 exons. NCBI's taxonomy places the organism in Eukaryota, Fungi, Ascomycota, Dothideomycetes, Mycosphaerellales, Mycosphaerellaceae. The record is from RefSeq and is a predicted model, not a curated record.
AUGGCGGUACCACGGGAGAAGGUACAGGCGGUAAGGAAGCGUCUCGACCCUCUCGCUCCAACCAUGGCGUGGACGCCACCUGCAGAUGGCCGCUGCGUCUGGGACAAGCUGCCUGCAGAACUGAAGGACAUCGUCUUCGAGAUGGCGUACGUUCCGAGCAAGCCCAUUCAACCACUUUCGAAGUUCAUGUGGGAUUGGCAAGAAGGUCAACUUCGUCAAAAGAACGGCGAGGACUAUUGGCCAGGACGUUUCUUCACCAUCGCCGAGCAACGCUUCAUGGUCAGCCGCGAAUGGUGCUCAGCGGCCCUCAAGGUCUUCUACAAGCACGCCACAUUCUACCUCAAGGACGAUGAGGUCCUCUACCAUAUCCUGGUCGACAUGGACAAGGACGGUUGGCCACACCCUUACGCAGAAAGCAUCACCUCCAUCGUGGUGCCAAUUGGAGUCGAACCUGAGGAUGGAUGGGUCAUACCUAAUCCUGACCCAGAUGUGACUCCAGCAUGUUUAGUGAGAGUCGUUAACGCAUGUCCGGCCUUGAUGCGACUGGAAGUCCGAUACACGAAAGACGUCUUCCAGUCCGACUUCGGAUGGUUGGAGCCGGAGGACUUCAACGACGCAGGCGAAGCUGACUGGACUAAGCUUCACCUGUUCACAGAACUGUCGAGCCUUCACGGCAUUUCCGACUUGAGCCUCGUGCCCAUUGAAGAGGGGCCUGGCAAGUGCCAACCAUCUUGCUACGAUACUUUUGUGUGUCGUGAGUGUGUCAAGCGACCAUACCGAGAGGUCACGGAUGAGCCGACUCUAAACGAUUUCAAGAGGAUGGAAGACUUGCUGCGACCUGUGGUUGCUUGA